AUGCUCCACUCACUUGGUGCAGACUGGAAACUAAAGUCUAAAGAUGGUGCUUCAGAAUUGGCCGAAGCAGAGAAUAAGCUAGAAGCUGCUCAAAUCAUCAGAGAACAUGCUGAAAAUUCUCAGUCUGAUUCUCAGCAAGCACAACAGUUACUUGAUAAGUACAUGGCAACAAUCAAUCCUGAGCAGGUCGAUGUGAGUCUUGUCCUCCAGCUAAUAAGGAAAAUCUGUGGUGAUUCAGAAGAUGGUGGUGGUGCCAUUCUUCUGUUCCUACCUGGUUGGGAUGAUAUAAACAAAACAAGACAGAGAUUACUUGACAGCCCUUUCUUCAAAGACACUAGUAAAUUUGACAUCAUAUGUCUUCACUCAAUGGUUCCAGCAGGGGACAGAAGAAAGUGUAUAAACUAA
Messenger RNA from Eruca vesicaria subsp. sativa (arugula), 405 nucleotides. The record is from the annotation of a GenBank genome assembly. NCBI's taxonomy places the organism in Eukaryota, Viridiplantae, Streptophyta, Magnoliopsida, Brassicales, Brassicaceae.